CGGCUUUAAAUACGCGCCCUCUCUCAAUUCCUUCACAACACUCGACUCUAUUCUGAUCAAUCCAUAGCCAUGUCGCUCAAAGUUUAUGCAGAUCGCCUCUCACAACCUUCUCGUGCUCUUCUUAUCUUCUGCAAAUUAAAUGGAAUUGAAUUUGAGGAGGUUCCUGUUGAUCUUUCUAAAGGCCAACAUAAGGCACCUGAAUUUGAAGAAGUUAAUCCCAUGAAGCAAGUACCAGCCAUAGUUCAUGGCACUUUUAAGCUUUUCGAAAGUCAUGCAAUUCUUAGAUAUCUAGCUUCUGCAUUUCCGGAAGUUGCUGAUCAUUGGUAUCCAACUGACCUGCAGAAAAGAGCAAAAAUAGAGUCUGUCUUGGAUUGGCACCACUCUAACUUACGCCGUGGUUCAGCGGGAUAUGUUUUUAACAGUGUACUGGCACCUGCAUUUGGAUUGCCUGUGAAUCCACAAGCAGCGGCAGAAGGCAAAAAGGUCCUUUCAUGCUCUCUUGCAACGAUUGAUACCUUUUGGCUGCAGAAAGAUGGAAGCUUUUUGAAUGGAAAUUCCCAACCUUCCCUUGCUGAUCUUAGCUUAGUUUGUGAGAUUAUGCAGCUUGAGUUUGUUGAUGAGAAGGACCGUGACAGUAUAUUAAGUCCGCACAAGAACGUUUUGAAGUGGAUUGAUGAUGUGAAGAGUGCCACAGCACCUCAUUUUGAUGAAAUACAUGCAACCCUCUUCAAAGUUAAGGAGAUGUUCGAGAAGCAGCGAUCCGCUGGAGCAAGCAGUUAGGCUACAUGAUCAAGCUGAAGACCUAUCUGCAUUUGAAGUCUAUGUGAAACCUAUUAUAAUGUGUUAAGGCUUGCGUAUGCCUGCAUUAUAACAUUUUGUGUGCUUUCAAGGAUGAAUAUUUCUUAUUAUAAAGUAAUCUGUUUGUAUGCUAGAUGUUCUUAUAACAAUUCAGAUAAUGUUGAGUGGCAGUAAUCUUCUGAAUAAAAGCUGUUCUUAUUUUA
Messenger RNA from Lycium ferocissimum, 1001 nucleotides. Its product is annotated as glutathione S-transferase T1-like. Bases 70 to 780 code for a protein of 236 amino acids. Lineage: Eukaryota; Viridiplantae; Streptophyta; Magnoliopsida; Solanales; Solanaceae. The record is from RefSeq and is a predicted model, not a curated record. The transcript is spliced from 7 exons.